Molecule: messenger RNA, 522 nt
Organism: Cylicostephanus goldi
Lineage: Eukaryota; Metazoa; Nematoda; Chromadorea; Rhabditida; Strongylidae
Source: the annotation of a GenBank genome assembly
AUGGUCUUACCCCCUCUGGAUGAUGUUGCCUCAAUCAGUCUUCGUGGCCCGGGCGUAGAAGUAAUGCAGUUUGACCUGACUAAUGAAGAAAGAAAGCAAGAGUUGAUCGAAAUAUUAACCAACGGUCAUGGACGGGUACCGAUUUCGGUUACAGAGAGUUGUCUUGACGAACACGAACUAGCACAGCAAGAGGAUUGGACAUUGAGGCAAAUUUUUGACCAUCGAGUUGAACGCCCGAGCUGUAAAGUCACAAAAUUGGCAAAAGAGCUGGAAAGAAUGAGAAUGCCAAGUAGUCCUGGCGGUGCCGGAGAUCUGCGAUGGCGAUCUAUUGAUAAUGCUCCAGCAGUUCGACAGUACUUGAAAACGCUGCAUACUGAAAUUAGCAGAUCUCCACCUUGUCUUUCAUCGUUCAUUGCGUGUGAUGUGAAGUUGGCUUCUUGUGUAGCCGAGAGUGAUGGCAACAUGUCGCUAGCCAAUCGGCUAGACAUUGAGGCUCAAAGGCUUGAGAGAGAAGCAGCGUAG